Oryzias melastigma (Indian medaka) is the source of this 5154-nucleotide messenger RNA. RefSeq names its product EH domain binding protein 1 (gene ehbp1). The coding region runs from base 924 to 4664 and encodes 1246 amino acids. Gene Ontology annotation, molecular function: protein binding. The transcript is spliced from 26 exons. The record is from RefSeq and is a predicted model, not a curated record. NCBI's taxonomy places the organism in Eukaryota, Metazoa, Chordata, Actinopteri, Beloniformes, Adrianichthyidae.
UCUGUCAGGUUAGCUAACACACACCGCUAGCAUGUUUGGCCUUCAAAAUAAAACCAGAGACUUUUUCCUAAAGGAAGAAUUCAGAGUUAUAGUAGUUUAUCACUUUAUAUAGUAACAGGUACAGGGUAGUUCCAGCGUUAAUAGAUAGAUAAAUAGUCAGCAUGCUAUUGGAAAUAUUGAAUUUAGUUCAUUUUUAUUUUGUCAACCUCAAAUGGAAAAUUACUUUGAAAGAUCGCCAACUUGACUAAGUCUGGAGAAGCAGGUCGAUUAAACUCCGUCUAACUGGCAGAAACUGUGAGGCGGGAACCCUGUCUGAGGUGUUCCCGGUAAAUGUGGUUAAUGAGACCCUCCGGUAAAAUGCAGCUGUUGUCCCGGUCUGGAAGCGCGGAGCUCGCCGGCUGAGGGAAUUACUCCUCCGCCGUUAAGCGUCGGUUUCCGCUCCUGAUGCCAGGCUAGCUGUCGGAGCUAGCCGGGCCAGCUAGCCGCGCGGCUCGUGUCGCUGCUCGGACACCCAGCGUUCCUCCGUGGCUCGCCCGGACAGCUCGUCCUCGUCACCGUGAAGGAGACCUCCGUGGGAAUGGGCCGGUGCUGCCGUGAGGAAGAUCACCACAUGGAUUUGUGAUAUUUAAACCCAAUGGAUUACUCCUCAUGCUCCACAGAAUCACGGAUUACCUCUCCUCCUCCUCCUCCCAGCACCAUGGGCGCCAUUAAACCAGACCUGGGCUGCUGCAGAGAUUCCUCAUCUGUGGAUUCAUCUGGCUGGCUGUAAACGCCUCAGCCCUCCAGGAUCUGCAGCCCCUUCGUUUGUUUUCCUGCUUCUACUGAAACUAUGUGUCUGUGUGGGAAGCUGGGAGUCCUGUGAGCACAGGUGAGCACAGGUGAGAGUGUGAGUGGAGGAGGAGAUCCAGGGAAUCCAGACCAGCAUGGCUUCAGUGUGGAAAAGACUGCAGCGUGUGGGCAAGCACGCCUCCAAGUUCCAGUUUGUGGCUUCCUAUCAGGAGCUGAUGGUCGAAUGCACCAAGAAGUGGCAACCGGACAAACUGGUGGUGGUUUGGACGCGCAGAAGCCGGCGGAAAUCCUCGAAGUCCCACAGCUGGCAGCCGGGCAUCAAAAACCCCUACAGAGGAGUGGUGGUGUGGCCCGUCCCAGAAAACAUCGAGAUCACCGUCACCCUGUUCAAGGAUCCCCACGCAGAGGAGUUUGAGGACAAAGAAUGGACGUUUGUUAUUGAAAAUGAGUCUCCGUCGGGCCGGAGGAAGGCCUUAGCCACCAGCAGCAUCAACAUGAAGCAGUACGCCAGCCCCAUGCCCACGCAGACGGACGUCAAGCUCAAGUUCAAGCCCCUGUCCAAGAAGGUGGUGUCGGCCACGCUGCAGUUCUCGCUGUCCUGCAUCUUCCUCCGUGAGGGCAAGGCCACCGACGAGGACAUGCAGAGCCUGGCCAGCCUGAUGAGCAUGAAGCAGGCCGACAUCGGGAACCUGGACGACUUUGAGGAGGAGAACGAGGAAGACGAGGAGAACCGGGUCAACCAGGAGGAGAAGGCUGCCAAGAUCACAGAGAUAGUAAACCAGUUGAAUGCCCUGAGCUGCUUUCAUGGGGAUGAUGAUGAUGAUGAAGGUGUUCACAAGCAAACGUGCAAAGCAAAAGCUAAGCCUGCUGCUUCCGCCCAAGAACUGAUCAACAAGCUGAACUUCUUGGAGGACGAGGACCGCGAUAUCGCUCCUGCCAUGAGCAGCAACCCCUUUGAUGAAGCGGACGACGACCUUCAGACCAACCACCUCAACCCGUUUGGUGACCCCGAUGAGGAAGAGCCCGCCGCUCAGCUGAGGCCCGUUCAGGAUUCCUCACACGAGCACAACUCCAGCAAUCCGUUCAGUGACGAACCCGACGCGUCGUCUGGGAACCCCUUCGAUGAGCCCGACCCGGACGCCGAGCUUCAACCAGACCCGGAACCCCCCAAGCCCAAACCGAGGAAGGGGGUGCGGCCCGUCGACAUGAGCAAGUACCUGUACGCCGACACGUCCCACACCGAGGAGGACGAGCUUGACGAAUCCAAUCCGUUUUACGAACCAAAGACCUCCGACCCUGCAGGACCCCCCCCUGCUGCCGGCCCCUCCCAUCAUGUGGACAGCGGCCAUAAGAGAAUGGCCCCGGCGCCCCCCCCCAGCACCAGCACCGGCCCCAGCUUUGCUUCCACACCGGUUAAGCCCAGCUCCGGCCCGGACAAGGAGAGAACCCAGCCAACCGGGCCCAGCCCGGUGGCAGCAGUGAUGGGGAGGGAGCUGGCCUCCUCCUCCCCCAAGCUCAGCCCCGUCCCGAGCCCGGUUCUUGGAGGGAAACCCAACGCCAGCCAGUCCCUGCUGGCCUGGUGCCGCGAGGUCACCAAGAACUACCGCGGGGUGAAGAUCACCAACUUCACCACCUCCUGGAGGAACGGGCUGGCCUUCUGCGCCCUCCUGCACCAUUUCAGACCCGACCUGAUAGACUACAAGUCGCUCGGUCCUCAGGAUAUUAAAGAAAACAACAAAAAGGCGUACGACGGCUUCGCCAGCCUGGGGAUCUCUCGCCUCCUGGAGCCGUCGGACAUGGUGCUGCUGGCCAUUCCGGACAAGCUGACGGUGAUGACCUACCUGUACCAGAUCCGGGCCCACUUCUCUGGCGAAGAGCUCAACGUGGUGCAGAUCGAGGCCAACAGCAGCCGCAGCACCUACAAGGUCGGCGACUUUGAGACCGACACCAACGCCUCCGUCGGCCAGGACAAGUUUUACGCCGAGCUGAACGAUGUUCAGCACCGGCAGGCGGAGCCACGGCCCGCCGCUCCUGCUGAGAGCGCCGAGGCCAACGAGCAGGAACCUCAGGAGGGGGCCCACCCACCCCCGCAGCCCCCGUCUCCUGUCCCAUCACAGAUGUCGGUACCGCACCCCCCCGCUACAAACCCCAGCAACCUGACGGCCGCUGAGGACCGAGGCCUGCUGCUCAAAGCCAAGACUUUAGACCUGAGCGACAUCAGGCCGGAGAAGGAGGCGGAGCAAACACAGGAGGCGGGGCAAGACGGGCGGGAGGCAGACGGGGAACCAGCCGCCUCAGCCAGGAGGGGAGCGUCCUCCUCACCCCCCCACCAGAAACUGGGCUUCUCCUACAACAGAGACGCCGACCUGAUCAAGAAGAAGAGAGCCAGCCUCCGCCACUCCGAGUCAGAACCGGCCGCCGAACCCAGAACCUCUCCGGUCAACCAUGCAGACGCCAGACAGGAGCCGCCGCCGCCCGCCGCUGCAGCCAGUCCUACAGAGAAGAGAGCGCUGUCCCGCCAGGAGGAGCUGAAGGAGAGGGCCCGCCUCCUGCUGGAGCAGGCGCGCAGAGACGCCGCCAUCAAAGCGGGGAGCAAGAACGCCCCCGCCGCCGCCGUGAGGUCCAGCUCCGUCUCUGACGAGCGGGACGCCGAGCGGCGGCGGCAGCUGCGAGAGCGCGCCCGGCAGCUGAUCGCCGAGGCCCGGUCCGGAGUCAAGAUAUCCGACAUGAGCCUGCUGGACGCAGGUCGAGGCAGCAGAGGAGCACCUGCAGACGUUGUGGACAGUGGGCGGAGUCACGGCGAGGAUGAGGAGGGUGGGGCUUUGGAGGAGCAGGUCAUCGUCGAUGGCGAUGCUUCUGCCGCCGCCGUCUCUUCUGCUUCUGCUUCGGUUACUAACCCGCCGCCACCGGAGGCCCCCCCGGCCGCCUGCAGCCCGCCGGAGCUUACUAACCCCGCCUCUGCGCUAAGCACUCUGGGAACCAACAGCAGAAACGUGGAUUUGAAGCUGAAGAAGCUGGUGGAGGUGACCCCCAGAGGAGGGGCUUCUCCCCCCUCUCCCUCCUCCACCUCCUCCUCUUCCUCGCCGUCCGCCUCGUCUUCCUCGCCUCUCAGCCCGGCAGAAGCUCUCGAGGAGAACGCAGAGGAUCUGCGAGGAGAGCGUCUGCGCAGAGCCACAGAGAGGCUGCGCAGCCCGGUCGUCUUCAACGCAGAUUCUGCAGUCAGGAAGACGCAGCUGAAGUCCUUCAGCCAGUAUGUGGAGAACAGACCAGAGGUGAAGAGGCAGAAGUCUGUUCCUGAAGACCUGAGGAGGAUGGAGGAGGACCGAGGUUCACCGGCAGAGCUGGACCUUCACAGACUGAUUGAAGACGAGAAGGCGUUCAAAGACACCAGCCAGUACGUGGUCGGCGAGCUGUCGGCGCUGGAGAGCGAGCAGAGGCACAUCGACGCGCGAGCGGCGCGCGUGGAGAAGAGGCUGCGCUAUCUCAUGGACACAGGAAACAACAAGGAGGAGGAGGAGGCCAUGAUGCAGGAGUGGUUCAUGCUGGUCAACAAGAAGAACGCUCUGAUCCGGAGGCAGAACCAGCUCUCUCUGCUGGAGAAGGAGCACGAUCUGGAGCGCCGCUUCGAGCUGCUGAACCGGGAGCUGCGGGCCAUGCUGGCCAUCGAGGACUGGCAGAAGACGGAGGCCCAGAAGAGGCGGGAACAGCUGCUGCUGGACGAGCUGGUCAUUCUGGUCAACAAACGGGACGCGCUGGUCCGAGACCUGGACGCUCAGGAGAAGCAGGCCGAGGAGGAGGACGAGCACCUGGAGCGCACGCUGGAGCAGAACAAAGGCAAGAUGGCCAAGAAAGAGGAGAAGUGCGUCCUGCAGUGAGCGCCCGACACGUCCAGGUGUUGGGCGCCGGAUCCAGACUAGCGUCUGAUCCUCCUCGCCGUGGCGUGAUGCUGAGGUACAGCGCGGCGCCGGCUUCUCAGAGACCUUUUCCAGCUGCUUUUAUCACUUUGUACUUGUAAGAUACCUGCAUCCUUAUGUUCAUACUCCUUUACUAUUGCCUUUUGUAAUGUGUGGCUGAAAGCAGUUUACCAAAACAGAGAUAGGCUCCGCCUCCGACCGCUCCCAGAAUCCCCUUCAUGUCAGAAACAACCAACGGAUUUUAUUUAUUGCCUUUUGCUGCUUGUAAGUGAGUCUCCACGUUUCAGCCGCUGCUCCACUUUGGUUUGUAUUUAUUGUACUGGAGGACACGUGCUUCACCUGCGUCUCUAGAGCUCCUCACCUGUCCUGUGUGUGAACAUUUAUCAGAUUAUUUAUUCCAAUGUCAUAAUCCAAGUCUGCAACAAUAAAGUCCUGAUCAUUUCAUACUCCA